GCCUUUUCCAAUUUAGCCUUUUCGAGUAUGAGGUCUUGUUUCCAUUUAUAGCCUCCUUCUUCUUCUUAACAUCAUGACACUCUUUUCUAAAUUCACAAAGAAUCAUUCUGAAAAGUCUAUUUAUCCUUGGUCACAACGUAGAUUAGGAGGAAACAGUCAUGCUUUACCGAGAUCAGGUCAUGCGGCCACUAUGAUUGACAACCAACACUUUAUUGUGUUUGGUGGAACAGGUCGAAGCAAAAAGAACUUGUUCAUGAUCAAUACAAGUAAGACAAUAUCUAUUCAGUCCUUCGUAUUGACUCCUUCAAGAUAAUACGUCUGCCCAUGCACUCUCUUCUUCAGGUGAUAUACCUCCUUCAAGAAUGGCUUGUACCUUGAAUUCAAUGGAUGGAUUUAUACUCUUAUAUGGUGGUGAACCUAAGAUUCCUGGUGAAUUAUGGGAUCCUCAUUUUUAUGUCAUGCAUACAAAUACACGUCAAUGGUCAAGAGUAAGAACCAAAGGAAGACUACCUAUCGAAAGAGCAGGACAUACAACAUGCAUCUCAGACGAUGGCAUAAUGUAUGUCUGGGGAGGACAUUAUCAGCGAAAAUACUUGAAUGAUUUAUGUCUCUUCCAUGUCAAAGAAUAUCCUUCCAAGGCAGAAUGGGAAUUCAUAGACUAUCAAAGUCAAGCACCUUCAGCGAGAUCAGGUCAUGUGGCUGUCAUUCAUAACCAUAGACUUUACAUAUUUGGUGGUAUCAACACACAGGGCUUAUUGAACGACAUUUGGUAUUUUGAUCUUAUGACACAUGUAUGGCAUCCUAUUUCAGCUGUAGGCUAUAUACCCACACCUAGAGAAAGUUGUGCAGCUGCUUUAGUCGAUGAUACCAUCUAUAUCUUUGGUGGCAGAGGCAUUCAUGGCACACUCUGUGGCGAUCUAUGUGCAUUCCGUAUCAAGAGUCAACGAUGGUACAUGUUUCAAAGUAUGGGUAUCCCUCCUUCGCCUCGUUUUGGACUCACAUUGACUGCUAUUCAGAAAAAGAUUUAUGUGUUUGGAGGUGAAUCGAUAGGUAAAGCAGACGAUAGCCUGUCUCUUUUUGUUCUUGACUGCACCAAGAUAAAAUAUCCUCCUGAACCAGAACCUUCUGAAAGCGAAAAACAAGAGCGUGUGAUAAAAGAAGAGCCUUCCAUCCAUCUGGAUGAACAGAGACAAACCCCUCCUUUACGUCCAUCACGAGAAGGAGCAGGUUUAGAUAGACGAGAGCCUUCUCUGAAACUUAAACGAGACAUACACCCUAGGAUACCACCUACUAUUCAACUACCAGCGCCAUCUCACCUUGACCCUGAAGAAAAAAAGAGAUUGUUGCAUGAACUUGCUUUACGUGAUACCAUGAUCACAGAAAUGAAAAAGAAAGAACAAUGGUGGCGUACUGAAGUCUCUCUUGCUCGUUUUGAACAGAACAAGAUCGAUGACCAGGAAUCCAAGUCAGCUUGUCUUAUACAGUUUGAUACCACAGACAAGCUAGUGCUUUUCCAGCAGCUCGUCAACAUCAAGACCGAAAUCAAAAAGAUGAAAAGCAGUACCACUAAGCAAAUAGAACCCAUUGUACAGAAAAUUGAACAAACAGAACAUAUUCGUAUGGCUGCAUUAGAAGAAGCAGCGUAUUAUAAAGCCACUUACAUUGCACUUAAAUCACAUGACCACAAAGCAUUGGAUCUGCUUGAGUCCGAAAGAACCGUUUUGUUAGAAGCACGAUUAAGAGAAGCAGAGCAAGAAGGGAACAGACAGCGUGAGACAUUGGCUCAAGUAAAACAGCUGUCUCAACAAGCGACAUUGGCCAGAGCCAUGGCUGAGGAACAAGCGACAAAAGCACAGAUACAAUCAGAAGAAGCCCAGGAGGCUCAUCAGACUAUACUCGAACAACUUACGGUGCUUUAUGACAAGAUGAUGAAAGCAGAGACACAAGCAAGACAAGAUGCAAUUCAAAUAGCUCAUCUCUCCAAUCAAUUGGCUAGCCGUGUCUCUGUUCAACAAAGUCCAGAUCUAUCUCAGCUAUCGAUGGAGAUGGGACGUUUAGAGACCGCCAAUAUUAAACAACGCAAUGAAAUGGCUAGUUUACUGACUCAAUUAGAACAAGCAAAAGAUGAAGAGAUUCGUCUACGCAUACUACUGAAUGAGAAAGAUCAAGAUUAUGCAGAAGCUGUGCUUGCAUUAGAACAGUUGUGUAUCGAAAUUGAAUUACUCAAGAAUGUCUCGCAUGAAUAA
Molecule: messenger RNA, 2246 nt
Organism: Gilbertella persicaria
Lineage: Eukaryota; Fungi; Mucoromycota; Mucoromycetes; Mucorales; Choanephoraceae
Exons: 8
Coding region: 363-2246 (627 amino acids)
Molecular function (GO): protein binding
Source: RefSeq, a predicted model, not a curated record